GCCAGAGCUAAAAGGUCGGUAUAUUUGUGUUAUAUAUUAGCUUCCAACCGGGGCUUUGCCCGCGUGAAAUGUACUUAUUUUCGACUAAUCAAAAGCGCCUGUACCUACUAGUCUUCUUUAAUAAAAACAUAUUUUGAAUUUGAAUUUACGAGUAGGUUUAUUCUUUCAGAAGAAAAAUGAAUACAAUUGAAGUACAGUCGAGUAAACCCAAUGAUGCAGAUAAAGGCCAAGAUAUAUUUUCAUCGUUAAUUGAAGAUUUUGUAAUACCGGAAAAUAGAAUGCAAAGUACUGCAGAGGAAUUGGACGAUAUUCAAGAAUUCGAAAUUGGUGUGGAAUCAAAUGUUUUAACCAAAUCCCUAUUCCGAAUUGAAGGUCGAAGAAUUGUUGACUUUAAUCACUUGUUUGACCAAAUUAAAACAUUAUCUGAUCACAAUCCGGGAUUAGGUUGUUCAAUAAGCAACAUGCAAAUAAUAAGAGAGAAGCUUAUUGGCUUGGAGUCAGUAAUUCACUUCCAAUGUAACAUGUGCAACCAAAAAUUUCAAAUUAAUUCUUGUGAAACUUCACCCGAUGAGUCCAAUGAUAUGACUAUAAAUCAUGCUGCAUUGACUGGCGCAAUGUUAAUUGGCUGUGGACGAACAAACUUAAAUGAGUUAUUAACAGCUAUGGACCUACCCAAAUUGAAUCAAAAAACAUACAAUAAAUGUCAUAGUGACGUAUCCAAUUGGUGGGCAGUUGCUGCAGAAACUAGUAUGAAAGAGGCAGCUAAAGAAGAAGGUGAGCUAGCAAUUGAAAGUGGAGAAAUUAUUGACGGAAUUCCUGCGAUCGUAGUUGUAGCUGAUGCGUGCUGGUCUAAAAGAUCCUAUAGAAAUAAUUAUGCCGCAGCAUCGGGAGCAGCUGCAAUUAUUGGAUUCAAAACUGGAAAAGUCUUAUUUAUGGAAGUAAAAAAUAAAUAUUGUAUAGUAUGCGCCCGAUCUGUAUCAAAAAAUCAGUCGCCACCCAUCCAUCAGUGCACUAGAAAUCAUUUAGGAUCAUCUUAAAGUAUGGAACAAACUAGUAUAGUCGAGGGCUUUAAAACUUCAGUCACCACUCAUAACUUAAUAUACAAAACUCUUAUAGCAGAUGGAGAUGCAAGCACCUAUAAAAAAAUAUUGGAAAGCAGGCCAUAUCCUAAUGUACAAGUGCAAAAAAUUGAAUGUUCAAACCACCUGCUUAGAAACUACAGUAGUAAACUUAUGCACCUACAAAAGGAUACAUCUAUUCCACUUUCCGAAAGAAAACUGCUAACAAAUGAACGAAUAACUAGACUUCGUACAGCCGUAAGAGCAGCAGCUCGCUUUCGCAAUGCUCAGAACACCAGCAGUUCCGAUAAAAUAAUUAAAUUAAGGGAUGACAUAAUUAACAGCCCAAAGCAUAUUUUUGGUGACCAUACUUCAUGUGAUGAUUAUUAUUGCACAGAUGAUAAGAAAGAAGAGCAAAAUCUGGUUUCUUUGGCGAAAUCACUAUUUAGAAAAGUAAUGGUUCACACAACACAAAUUGCUCUAAAUUCGAAAAGCUUGCUAUAUAAUUUAAAUAAUAAUAGAGCCGAACAAUUUAACAGUAUUGUUGCAAAGCACGUAGGUGGCAAACGCAUAAAUUUUUCCUUGAAAAAUUCGUAUACAGCUCGGUGUCACGCUGCAGUUGUAGCUUUCAAUACUGGUAAAGCUCUGUACAGUUUGUACAAAUCAAACUUUGCAAAAAGCCCGAGGAAAUCAAUUAAGGUACUGGAGUCGAGACGUUGUAAGAGCAACCGCAAUCGUAACCUUAGACGUAGACCAGGCUUUAAAAAAAAGCUUGUGUUUCAAAAUGAAAGGAACGACUAUGGCGAGAGAUGCCAAAAGCCGGAUUUAACGCCAGACCAAUAUGAAAUUGCAAAAAAUAUAUUUUUGCAAAACUUGAAAGGCCUGGUAGAAAAGCGUCAUGAGGUAGAACGAGACACAGUUUUACAAGCUGAAAGCGCAUUAUGGCUGGAGCUCCGAAGAUGCCUAUUAACAGCCUCAUCUUUUAGCAAGGUUUGCAAAAGGCGAUGUAAUAUUAGCUCUGCGCCACUCGUGAAGUCUCUCGUCUAUUCCUAUUGUUUGAACAGCGUAACAGCCAUCGAAUAUGGAAAAACUAACGAGAAAACCGCUAUCAAGCAACUGGAGCAGCAGGAGGGUAUCGUUGUGCAAAAAUGUGGACUCUUCAUUGACCAAAAAUAUUUUUUUUUGGGAGCGUCACCAGAUGGUUUAUUCGAAGAAGGGAUCGUCGAAAUGAAAUGUCCCUAUUCGGCGCGUAAUAUGGAUGCUGAACAGGCCAUAAUACAAAAAAAAAUUAAGUUUUGGAAAAUUGAUGGGUCAGUUAAUACCAACCACGACUGGUACUAUCAAAUCCAAGGCCAGCUCCAUGUCAGUCAAAAAAAUGUUUGUCUGUUUGCGGUGUGGACAGGACCAGAAUUCGCCGUGAAGACUACAAAAAUUAUUAGAGACGAUUUAUUUUGGACGACAAAAAUGGAACCAAAAUUAUUAUCUUUUUACCAUAAAUGUCUAUUGCCGGAAAUGAUUGACCCAAGAAAAAGUCGGUCAAUGCCAAUCAGAGAUAUACGAUUUUGAAAUAAAUACUUUUAAACUU
Messenger RNA from Colias croceus (clouded yellow), 2643 nucleotides. RefSeq lists its product as uncharacterized. The record is from RefSeq and is a predicted model, not a curated record. NCBI's taxonomy places the organism in Eukaryota, Metazoa, Arthropoda, Insecta, Lepidoptera, Pieridae. The coding region runs from base 1041 to 2624 and encodes 527 amino acids. The transcript has 5 exons.